GGGGGAAUUGGCUUGGAACAAUCUUAUACACGCAUAUAUAAACUCUCCUAAUCUCUCUCUAACCUUCCUCUCUUCACUCAGCACAAAUCAAAUACACACAUUCUUCAAAUCAUCACCAAGCUAUAACUAGAAAAACACAAGACCAUCAAUAAUCCCAACUCUGAUAACAAAAGCACAAGACUACAAAAUGGCAUACAACUACCGCCCUCCCAGCAAUGAACGCUACGAUCCACGCCCCGAACAAUCCGAAGCACGCCGCAGCACCGCCUAUCCAGCUCGAAACAGCCAACCGGCAGGAGGUUCCGAUUUCGACGCCCAAGGAAACGAAUACCGGUAUGAAAGCUUUGCCAAUGAGGAAGAGAUGCGGAGAGCAUAUCCGCGCCCUGUCCCAGCGGAGAGCGGACAGCCUGCUGCAGGCGCAGAUGCUGAGGAUCUCGGGAAUGGAUAUAAUAGGUAUGAAUCCUUUAGUACCUCUACUGAUGAAGAGGAGAGACAGAGAGCGUAUCCACGGGAGGAAUCAUCUUCAUCUUUCCAUCCACCUCGAAGAAGCGAGCCCUCAAGAGAGAGCCCGGAGCCAGGAACAGGAAGAGGAAAUCCGUCCUUCCCAUCUUCUUUCCGAGAAGACGAAGAGCCUCGGAUGAGAGGCGCCAUGCCAUCCUUCACAGCACGGGAAGAGCCUUCAAGAAGCAGGGGAGGCGCAUCAUUCUCCCCUUCCCCCAAUCCAUUCUUCUUCCACUCCCGCCCCCGCCCACCCCCAAGAACUAGAAGAGAAGAACCCCCCUUCUCGUCUCGAGGACCCCCUGAGCCACACGGCGCCAUGCCAUCCUUCGCCGCACGGGAAGAGCCUUCAAGAGGCAGAGGAGGCGCAUCAUUCUCCUCUCCCCCCGAUCCAUUCUUCUUCCGCUCCCGCUCCCGCCCGCCCCCAAGAACUAGAAGAGGAAGCGCUCCCUUCCCAUCUCGAAGACCCCCUGAGCCGCACGGCGCCAUGCCCUCCUUUACCCAACGACGCCCCGAGCCCGAGCCUUCUCGCCCCUCUUUCAUCCCGCGCGAUCUCUCACCCGAGCUCGCAGCGCGGCUCAUCAUGCUCAUAGAGUCUGGCUACUCCGCUCGCGCGGCGUGGUCAAUCAUCGAGCGUGAGAUCGAGCGGGGGGUUUGGCCCAGGAGACCGUUCACGGAGCCUCGCCCCACGUUCGCUUCUGGGGAAGGGAGGAUGCCGAGGAUGCCGCGGUCUUCGACUUUAUCGGCGCGUCGCCAGGACCUCUUCGAGCAUUUGUUGAGAAUUGGGCUUUCGCGGAUGGAGGCCCUGAGUAUUGUGGAUGAGGAGAUGGGUGAGAGGCGCCCGACGGGUUGGGAGGAGAGAGAUGGGUAUCGGUAUAGGUAUACGCCGGGUAGGGAAAGGGAUGAGGAGGAUAUGUUUGGUCUGUGAGUAUGUAACCUGUGAGUUUCCUCGCCCUUUGAUUCCCCGCUUUUUGUGAG
Amorphotheca resinae ATCC 22711 is the source of this 1476-nucleotide messenger RNA. RefSeq lists its product as hypothetical. NCBI's taxonomy places the organism in Eukaryota, Fungi, Ascomycota, Leotiomycetes, Helotiales, Amorphothecaceae. The record is from RefSeq and is a predicted model, not a curated record. The transcript has a single exon. Bases 188 to 1426 code for a protein of 412 amino acids.